Messenger RNA from Colletotrichum abscissum, 5280 nucleotides. RefSeq lists its product as uncharacterized. The record is from RefSeq and is a predicted model, not a curated record. Gene Ontology annotation, molecular function: four-way junction helicase activity; 3'-5' DNA helicase activity. NCBI's taxonomy places the organism in Eukaryota, Fungi, Ascomycota, Sordariomycetes, Glomerellales, Glomerellaceae. Gene Ontology annotation, biological process: double-strand break repair via homologous recombination. The coding region runs from base 1 to 5280 and encodes 1759 amino acids. Gene Ontology annotation, cellular component: chromosome; nucleus; cytoplasm. The transcript has 3 exons.
AUGGCGCUCCCGUCUCCCCCUCCGUCCCAGCCUACAACGCCGCAUGGCUUGACGGAUAGGCAAAGCCGGCGCCUAGAAGCCCUGCAACUGCACUUGAACGAGCCUGAACCGGUUCUCAUCUGCCGACCUUGCGGCUACGCCUUGAAGCCGUUCGGGGAGCGGGUUAGCCGUCACCUGGCCGAGAAGCACAACAUAUGCAAGUCCCAGCGCCGCGGGCUAAGCGCCCUGGUGAAGACUCUCGACCUGGGCGAUCCGAACGACGUCGCCCCACGGCCCGAUGGCCUGCCGGCGCACAAAUCCCUGACAGUCACCCGCGGCCAUGCUUGUCGUCACUGUAGCUAUCGGACGGCCAGCGACGACCUGAUCUGCCGCCAUAUUUCGAAGACACACGGCAUCAAGGACUCGCGGAAGGCGGACGGCUGGCAACGUGACCAUAUCUACAGCGGUAUCCUACUCCAGAGCUGGUCGCAGAAUGGUACGCGGGGCUUUUGGAUAGCACAGCCGCGAACGUCGGAGUUGCCGCCACUCGGCAAUGAUAUGGGUGCUCUCGGUGCUGGCGAUCCAUCACCGCAGGCCGCGCCCACCGCCCAACAGCAGGCCCUGCUCGCCGCGGCGCAUCAUGCCGAACGAACUUACCUGGCCAGCAGUCCCUGUGUCACUACCGCCGCUACAGGCCAGGUCGACGUGGCUUUCCAGACAGGCUGGAUGCGUCGCACCGGCUGGGAUCUCAUGUUUGACGGUGCCCGCCGCGACUUGCUCGUUAAGAUGUCGCAGCUGCCGGCUCUUGUUCGGGAUCGCUGGGAGGCCGAGCACGAUAUGCCCCAUGCGAGCUCUCGAGAGGAUGAGGCUAGACUGCAGUCUAUCAUGUCGGCCGUGGAUGGCGUUUUUGACCGUUGCGAGGACACAAUACGCCACACCGAUGUCUCCAUGCGUUGCUGGCUCCGGAGCUCGGAGUCCUACCGCCCUUACAAGGCGCCGUUCGAGCUGGUCGGCCGGCGCUCGUCCACUUAUAAAUACCGCCGAUCGGUAAAACGACUUCUGUGCUUCUGCAUUCGAUUAUGGCGCCUUCCACUGGGAACGCGGCUGUCGCACUGCCAGAGAUCACUCACCAUCGCUCAGUCGCACGCGCUUGAGACGUUCUGGUCGGAUGGCAUCUGGAAUACAUUACGCCGGGAUGACGCCCCCGUUGUCAGCCAUAUCGAUUUCGACGCCGCCCCAGCUGACGAAGAUACAACAGAUGCGGACAGUCAAAGUGUUUUGCGGAUGAGAACAAGAACUCGGGCAAGGAGGAUACCAUGUGCUGAAGCACCUAACCUUUCAGCAGGCCGUACCAAUAGAUGUGGAAUCGUAGAGAGCUCACGUGGAGAUCUCAAGAACAGUAGUGACUGCCAUGAUGUUGAUGAUGGAAGCGCUACCGAGACCAGUGAUGACAGCGAUUACGAAGACCUUCCUAGUGAAGGGUUGGAGUGUUUGCAAGAUCACGACCAUAAGAAGACGUCUGUCAGAACUUAUGCUACAGAGGAUAGGCUAUCAACCGACGUAGCAGCCCAGUCUCUAUCGUUCUCAGAUCGGGGUCUGAGAGGGGAUUACUCCUCUACUGCUCUCGAAGACCUUACGCUGCGUCUGUUGUACUUCCUCAUGACGGAGGAGUUUGAGGAUGGCCAGUCCAAGUCAACCCUGCUGGUCUACUUUAGCGGUGUCCUCGGCCUCACGUCCGACGGGUCCGGGUUCCAGAGCCCUGGGAACUACACGGCAAACCUAUCAGCGUUCAUCUACUGCGCCCGCUUGAUCGUCAUCGAGGUCCUGCUCCCCCGGACCAGCCACGACUACGUUGGGUACCCGGCGAGGCCACGCCACGGACAGCUCGAGAUACUCAACCGGGUCCGCCGAGAGACGAUGUGCCUAGCGUCGCAAGCGCCGCUUGGUGAGUUCUUGAGCCUCCGCGCGUACGGGCGGACAGUGUCCCCCGCCGACGGGCCCAGCUUCCGCUUCAGCUGGAGCGACGACGGCCAGACAAUCUCCUGGGACGACGGGCGGCUAUCCUUGCAGCAGUUCCGGUCGCUCGCGCACGACAUGGUUCAGCACACGGCCUCGGCUGUCGACCGGCUGAUGUAUGGCUUGCACCCGGUCUUUGAUCUGUCCAAGACCAAGGAUCGGAUGGCGAACACAUACCGAGGCUAUUCUUUUGUCUCGGAGCCGGCAAACGGCCUUCAGGAGGCCUACCUGGACCUCUCGCAGCGGGCCUGCCUCUCCACCAUCGACGGCCUCUUGUCCGCGGAAGGCUGGCUAUCGCGCCGGGUGCAACGCUAUAUUGACGACAGCGAGGCGCUGCUAUCCGCCCUGUUCGCUUUGGUUCACCUCACCGGCGGACAGGCUGCGCGGGGUUCCGAGCUGGCAAGCGUCCAAUACCAAAACGGGACGUCGACGCCGCGCGGCGUCUACGUAUAUUCCGGAGCACUCCUCCUUAUCACGAGGCAUCACAAGACCCGCCACACGACGAAUAAUGAAUUCCAGGUGGCGAGAUUCCUCCCGGACGUUGUGGGAAGACUCCUUUACCUCUACCUCGUCUACAUCAGGCCCUUCACAAGCAUGCUUACUAGAGCAUGUCUUUGCGCGCCCGGUACGCCGGGCGCCCCCAUCUUGUUUGCGUCGCCGUCGGGCCCAGACAUGCCAUGGUCAACCGACAGGCUCUCCAAGGAGCUGUUAAGAGCUACCACCCAGUUCACGGGGCAGCCGAUCAAUACCCGGACAUACCGUCAGCUUUCCAUCGCCAUCACCGAACGGCAUGUGAAGCAGAUCCAUUCUCUGUCCAACCAGUAUGACGAUAGGGGCCGUGAUGCCCCGAUCGAGUCGGCGUUCGCCUGGCAGAGCGGCCAUCGUCCUUUCCAGCGGGCGGCCACGUAUGGCCUCGAUGGGGCAUACCCGGACAGCCUCCAGCCGGCCUUGUUGGAGCGAUAUAGAUGGGUCUCUAGGCAGUGGCACGGCUUCCUCAGGCUAGAAGCAUGCGACCGUCCGACUCGGGGGACGACUUGGCAGGUAGAUAGUGCAUCGUCGCAAAGGGAGGCAUCUAGUUCUGUUAUCACAACAUCUCGCACGCCUUCACAGGAUGCUCAGAGCACCACUCGCAAACGACAAGAGUCGCCAACGGCUUUAGUAGCGCCUCCUCCCGAACACCAUCACCCAAACAAGCGUACACGAUUGAACACGACUUCUGAGCCCAGCGAGGCCACUACACUGAGCAUCCACUGCGUGAGUGAUCCCCCAACAGGGCCAGACACCGCGCGUGGAAGCACGGACACCAACAGCGCAGAACCCCAGCAGCGAGACAGCAGAGGCCCAGCCAGUCCCCAGUCAGGGCCAGGGACUGAAGGUGGGAAUAAGGAUACCAGCAGCGCGGAACACCAGCAACAAGACACUAUAGAUCCAUUCGUGUUCAAUGCCGAGUUCUCGGUCGCUCUCUGCAAAACGUGUCGGUACGCAGUCGUUAGCGACGAGGUCAUGACGCAUCUCAAAACCCAACACCGGGGUAUCCGCGUAGUCGAGAGGAAGCGGAUCACAGACCGCAUUCAAUCACUACAUGGCAUCGUGCGCAGCCAGACCGAUUUGCAAUCAUUCCGAUACCCGGGGCCCAACACGCCGCCAAUCGCACAUCUCGCAGUGCCGAAGACGGACGGCAUACGGUGCGCGGAGUGCCAGUACGUGUGCCGGCAGCUACAGACCAUCCAAAGCCAUUGCCGGACCGAGCAUGGAUGGGUGAAUGAUUGGCAGAAGGGUGGUAAUGUCCGGGAGAGGGCCAAGGCAGCCAGGAUCUUGCCAUGGACAACGGGGGUGCCGUGCCAGCGACUCUUCCUAACGCGCGCGGGGUGCCGGUGGUUCGAGGUCGGGCGGGAUGCGGGAGUGGCCGUUGACAGCAGCGAGCCGGCGCAGCAGACGACGAGGCCCAACAUCGAGUACAGCGUGGUGACGGUCGGCGGGCCGGGCCACGACGGCCCACGCCCGUCUCGCCGGCGUCGCAGAGCAGGGCGAGGCGGGGAGGACAGAGGCGAGGAGGGGGACGUCAUAGAGGAGGCGUGCCGUCGGGUCGCGGAGGCGUGGCUCGCCGACGGCCAGCCGGGCAAGGCGAUCAUCUACGCCACGUCGAUCGAGAGGGUGGAGCGCUUGAGCGCCGCGCUGGGGUGCCCGGCAUUCUACAGCGACAUCGACACGGUCCAAGGCAAGGCGGAGCGGCUCGCGGCAUGGCGACGGGGAAGCGGGGCCGCGGGCGGGCUCGUGGUGGCGACGAACGCGCUGGGGCUCGGCAUCGACAUACCGGACGUGCGUCUGGUGAUCCACGCCGACAUGCCGCGGCAGCUCCCGCGGUUCGUGCAGGAAAGCGGGCGUGCGGGACGGGACGGGGCGCCGAGCCGGUCCGUCGUGAUCUGCCGAGGGGCGGCCCCGGGCGGAGGCAGGCAGCGGCACACGGAGGCCCCGCAGGAGUUCACGCGGACCCGGGAGUGCCGGCGGGCGGUGCUGGACCGGGUGAUGGACGGGCGGACGGACCGGUUCGGGUGCGAGGCGGGCGAGGCGCGAUGCGACCGAUGCCAGCAGCGGGCGUUCGCGGAGGACGUGGACGGGGUGCUGGAGCAGGGGGCGGCGGAAGAGGCGGUGCCGGAGGCGUGCGUGCGGGCGUUCGAGGACGGCGAGCGGCGGUCGGCGGCGGCGCGGCGGUCGCUAGAGCGGGAGCGGAUGCGCGAGGCGGAGCAGGGAGAACGGUUCCGGAGACUGCUGGAGACGUGGGGCCAAUGGUGCGUGUACUGCUGGUGCCGGCAGCGGGACCGCAACCACCGGACGGCGGACUGCGGGGCACGCGGGCGGGCGGAGGACUGGACGGAGGUGGAGAAGGGCAUCGCGCUGGCGGAGCGGGAGCUGUUCGGGAAGCGGCGGCUGGAGAACUUUUCGGCGUGCUUCACGUGCGGGCUGCCGCAGGAGAUGUGCGGGUUAUGGAGGAGGGUGGAGGAGGAGGGGGAGCGGUACGAGAAGACGGCGGGCGGGCGGUGCCCAUACGGCGGGCGGCUGCUCGAGAUGUACGGCUGGGGCAUGGUCCGGGCGGGCGCCGGCGGCGUGGAGACGGUGAAGAGGGUGAUGAUGAAGCAGGAAGGACAGUCACUGGCGCCGUCCGAGAAGGACGAGUGGCACACCUGGCUGGGUGGGCUCGUCCGGUGGGACGGCAUGCAGUGUAGCCGGUUGUGUAGAGUAACGUAUCUGUUGUGGGAGGAGGACUUGGGAGAGAUCUUAUACUAG